CUGUCGUGGUUGUGUCUUGAUGUGCCUUAGAGUCGAGAUGAUCCCCAAACUUGUAGCUGCUGUUCUUCUGCUGAGUCUGGGUUUGGAAGGCUGUUCCAGCCAGCACUGGUCCUAUGGGUUGCGCCCCGGAGGAAAGAGAAGCGUGGAACACUUGGUCGAUUCUUUCCAAGAGAUGGGCAAAGAGGUGGAUCAACCGGCAGAACCCCAGCACUUCGAAUGCACUGUCCACUGGCCCCGCUCGCCCCUCAGGGACCUGCGAGGAGCUCUGGAAAGUCUGAUUGAAGAGGAAACCAGGCAGAAGAAGAUGUAAAUGCACUGGCCCCG
Arvicola amphibius (Eurasian water vole) is the source of this 324-nucleotide messenger RNA. RefSeq names its product gonadotropin releasing hormone 1 (gene Gnrh1). Gene Ontology annotation, biological process: multicellular organism development. The record is from RefSeq and is a predicted model, not a curated record. NCBI's taxonomy places the organism in Eukaryota, Metazoa, Chordata, Mammalia, Rodentia, Cricetidae. Gene Ontology annotation, cellular component: extracellular region. The coding region runs from base 20 to 310 and encodes 96 amino acids. Gene Ontology annotation, molecular function: gonadotropin hormone-releasing hormone activity. The transcript is spliced from 3 exons.